AAAAAAAAAAAAAAAAAAAAAAACCCAGCCCGAGCGUCACGGACCGGUGCAGCAGCAGCAGCGGCACAGUGUCCCCAUCACGAAGAGAGAGAGAGAGAGAGAGAGAGAGCCGGGCUGAACGGGAAGCAACAUCACUGCCUUUUUCCAUCCAGCAUCUCCACCGACCGACUGCGAACUCGAGUGGGAGCCACACAAGUACACUCCGACUGUCCUCCGGUGUCCAGAGUUCCCCCCCCUCCACCACCUCCUCCUCAAAAUGUCCGUUGGCAGUGACUUUGGGAACCCUUUAAGAAAAUUCAAACUCGUCUUUCUUGGGGAGCAAAGUGUUGGAAAGACGUCUCUGAUCACACGAUUCAUGUACGACAGCUUCGACAAUACGUAUCAGGCCACAAUUGGAAUUGACUUCCUGUCGAAAACCAUGUACUUGGAAGAUCGAACGCCUCCUCAGCUUUCUCUCUCUGAACCCCAGGUGAGGUUGCAGCUCUGGGACACAGCGGGACAGGAGCGCUUCAGGAGCCUCAUUCCUAGUUAUAUACGGGACUCCACCGUGGCCGUGGUGGUCUACGACAUUACAAAUGUUAAUUCAUUCCAGCAGACGUCAAAAUGGAUCGAGGACGUGAGAACGGAGAGAGGAAGUGAUGUCAUCAUCAUGCUUGUCGGCAAUAAAACAGAUCUGGCAGAUAAGAGGCAAAUCACAAUUGAGGAAGGUGAACAGAGGGCUAAAGAGCUGAGCGUCAUGUUCAUAGAGACCAGCGCCAAAACAGGAUACAACGUCAAACAGCUGUUUCGGCGUGUGGCCGCUGCUCUUCCUGGAAUGGAAAGUAUUCAAGAAACAAGCAAAGUAGGGAUGGUCAACAUCAAUUUGGACAAACCGCAGGAGCCCCAGACCACCGAAGGAGGCUGUUCCUGUUAAUACUCAGCACCGUCCCUGGAAAAAGAACAAAAAAACCAUCAUUUACACCACAUGCUUGUUAUGUUGCUUCCCAUUGGUUAACCUGCGGUCGACUUUGCACGUUGAGAAAUCUGGCCUCCUUACCUGAGUGCUACUGGUCAUCGGUUGGAACUAGCAAUAUGUGAAUUUGGUUCUAAAGUAGUGUAGGCUACUUUGUUAACAAAACUGCCAAAAAGUCUUACAACUUGCAAAAAACAAAAAAAAAAAAAAGAAACAGAUGUGAAAAAGAUCCCCAAGUCGCAUAUGUGGAUGGUUUUUUUAAAGUAGACAAGGAUGUUUCCCCAGUUUCUUUUUUGUAUAUUUUUGUAUAUUCAGGGAAAUCUCUCUGGAAAUGUUGUUUUUUUUAAAAGAUGCAAACAACUGAGCUCUGUGUUUCGGGAGCUCGAUAGGAACAGAUGGUUUAAAAUGGAUUUUUAUGGAUCCCAAGCUGAUGUUACUGGGCAAAAAUGUUCCUCCCGAUAAACUCUUACCCAACGUGUUACAUACGCAGCGUAACCAUUUUUAAUCUUAAAGCCCGAGGGCCAGUCGCAGCGCUCCUGCCCAUAACUCCUCUGGGAUCCAUAAUUUUCCGGUAUCUCGACGUCACGGGACAAAAACUGAACGGUAACAUGUUGAGUAUCUAAUGCAUGCCUAGUUUUUCAGCAUAGGUACUGUCUCUACCAGUGUACACAAGUUUGAUCAUGUAAAUGGCAACAUUACACCAGUGACUUAAUGCACUCUGAUAGUCCAAGUCUUUUUGUUUCUGAGAACUGUUGAACUGGAUUUGUAUACUUGACUUCAGAAUAUCUUUUUGUCGUGCGUGUGCGUGUAAAUGUGUGCUUUCUGUAUAGGCAACAUUAGAAUGCAGUCGUAUAGAGGGCCAAUGCCAGCUCGCGUCAUCCUCGCCACAUUACGGCACCGUUAAGGUCACCAUUUGUUUGCAGUAUGUCAUAGACCCCCCCUCCCCCCCCCACACUCCCACCCACAACGAUAUGACAUCUGCUGUUGCAUUGUGUGAUAUCUCGUAGUUGUGAUUAUGAUAGUCUGCACAUACGCUGUAAGUGAGCAGUGGAGAAUCGAAGCCCUUGCCUUGUGUCACAGGGGAACUUGAACACGUGGUUCCCCGUGUGGUGAUCUGUAGACUUUAACGCAGGUUCUGUGAUCCGAACAGACCUUUAACAUUGUAAAUCAGUGCAUUGUUUCAUUCCUGACAAAAAAAGAAGACUAAUUUUGCACAUGUAGACCUUUCAGGUUAAUAUGAAGUUGUGAAAAGCUUCAUUGUAAAUGUACAGUCACUUAAUUCAAGACCUGUCUGAUUGUCAUAGAAACUGUCACGCAACGUGUCCCCACUGAGAUGAGGUUUGCUUUGCUGCUUGUGUUUAAACUGACUACUGACGUUAUGCAAUGUUGUUUCAUUUCUGUUCCUUUUGUUAUUUUGAGCCAGGUAUCAUAAUGUACUGGUGGUGAUGUCAGCCAGUGUUGAGAACACUACUACUGAUUUGUCUUUGAAGUGAAAUCUUACUGCACUUUUGAAGAACAUGUUUUAGAAGUAGAGUGACAAUAUAAGUCUUAGAAACAUGGUAAAAAAAAAAAAAGAAAAAGAAAUCUCUAUCUCCAGAACGAUGGGAGUACUGUGUCCUAGAGUAGACUUUACGAAUUCUUCACACAUGUCCAAAAAGGGGAGCACUCUUGUGAAAACUAGUGAACCUUUCUAACCCACGUAAUGAGCCAAAUAUUAAUAAUACUAAGAGACAGAGUUGGAUUAAAAUAUCACAGGAGAUUCUGACUGGAACACACUGUUUUGUGGGUUUGGGAAUGACAAAGACAGGUUGCAUUUUAAGCUAAACUCCCUUCAAAAUGGAAGAUAAGAUAGUAAUAUAUUACCCCUCUGUGUUGCUGCCUAUUUAUUAUUUCGAAACAGGAAUGUACUGCUCUCAUUACUGACCACACAGCCUUGUAAAGAGAGCACCUUUUUUUGAGAAAUAACUCAAUGGGUAUUUAUUUGACAUUAAUAAUCAGUUAGUGUAGACGUUCCUUUGUAUUUAUUCCCUUUACGUGUUAAAGUAGAGACUUUGCCUCUGUUUACCAUUUUGACAUUCCCUGUAAAUGGACCAAGUAAUGCAACAAACGUCUUUGCAUGUCAGGCGGGUGGGGGGUUCUGCAUUUGAGGACGGAGGCCGUGGCCAUUCCCGGGGGUCGGAGGGUGGAGGUGUGGGUGUAUGUUCUGUCACAGCUCUGUGCAGCAAAACCUGAUCCAGUCCAGAGCUGGCUCUCCAUUCACACUGUACAGAGAUCUAGCAUGUCUCUCCAAAUGAUUAAUAAAGAUGUCUUAUUACCAAA
Messenger RNA from Acanthopagrus latus (yellowfin seabream), 3271 nucleotides. It is a transcript of the gene rab6ba, whose product is annotated as RAB6B, member RAS oncogene family a. Gene Ontology annotation, molecular function: GTP binding; GTPase activity. The record is from RefSeq and is a predicted model, not a curated record. NCBI's taxonomy places the organism in Eukaryota, Metazoa, Chordata, Actinopteri, Spariformes, Sparidae. The transcript is spliced from 8 exons. Bases 257 to 913 code for a protein of 218 amino acids.